Molecule: messenger RNA, 486 nt
Organism: Neltuma alba
Lineage: Eukaryota; Viridiplantae; Streptophyta; Magnoliopsida; Fabales; Fabaceae
Product: MADS-box protein JOINTLESS-like
Exons: 6
Coding region: 22-486 (154 amino acids)
Biological process (GO): positive regulation of transcription by RNA polymerase II
Cellular component (GO): nucleus
Molecular function (GO): DNA-binding transcription factor activity; protein dimerization activity; RNA polymerase II transcription regulatory region sequence-specific DNA binding
Source: RefSeq, a predicted model, not a curated record
UAUAAUAACCUCGCGUUACUGAUGAUUCUGAGAAGGAGAAGGGAAAUGACGAGAAGGAAGAUACAGAUAAAGAAAAUUGACAGUAUAACAGCAAGACAAGUGACUUUCUCAAAGAGAAGGAAAGGUCUCUUCAAGAAGGCACAUGAACUCUCGACUCUUUGUGAUGCUGAGAUUGCCCUCUUAGUCUUCUCGUCUACUGGCAAGCUCUUUGAUUAUGCUAGCUCAAGUACUUCUGUUUCUCGGGUAAUUGAAAGGUACGAUCAACAUUCUACUGUUCAAAGACUAGGCCAAUCAUCUGCUGAUCUGCAGAAUAUGUACAAGCUUGGAGGUGAUGAGAAUAAGCUGCACAAGGUAGUAGCAGAAAGGACUCGUGGAUUGAGGCAAUUGAAUGGGGAAGAACUUCAAGAAUGCACACUUGAAGAAUUGCAGAAACUAGAGGAAAGACUUCAAAGAGGCUUGUCCCACGUUUCAAAAACAAAGCUAUAA